AAUGUGGGUGUAAUGUUAUUUAAAAAUCUAUCUACUUCAAUUUUUACAAAUAAAGAAUUGUUAAUUGUUAAUGCUAGUAUAGGUGGCGGAACACUGCAGAAUUUUUAUCUUUAAUUAUUAAGAAUUUCAUUAGAAGAAUAAAAAAUAAUAAGUGGAAGAGUGUACCUAUGUAUUUCCAAAAUUUUGCAAAAAAGUAUCAAUAAUUUGGAAGCAGCGCAACUGAAAUCUAAAAACAGUAUGUAAAACAGUAAGUACCUAUUUAGCAAGGCAAAUAUAAAUGUGAAAAAUUACAUGUUUGAAAAAAAAAGAAUACGGUCCUGGAAUAAUGAGACUCCUAUUUACUUAUUUCAAACAAUUUAACUAUAAUAAUAUAGUGACUAAAUAUAAGUCAUCAUCCAGAUUAGAGGAUUGUUUUUAAAAAAAAGGCAGCAAUAACCGAGAAAAAACACUUGAAUCAUUAUCGUUAGGUCAAGUCAAGCUGUCGUAGAAUUAUAAUCCCUCUCUAUUGUUAAUAAAAAAAAAUGGAUAGGAAACAAAAGUGUUGAUUCAUUUGUAUGCGACACGACCGUGUUCGAAAACAAGCCUUCGAACCAACAUUGGAUCGCGUAAGAGUUUGAAAUGCCAGUUAGUGUGCAUGCGCAAAUUUCCCUGUACAAGCAAGUAGUCGAUCAAGGUCGCGUUCAGUCAUGUUCGUAGAUCGUGUAUAAAAGCAGGUGUGUGGGUACAAAAGAAAAAUGACUGAUUUGCGACAAUACACCAAAGUUUUCCUGAAAGAAUUCAUAGACUUGUACAAGUCGCAUCCAGCUCUCUGGCAGAUAAAAAACAAAGACUACAGAAACCGGGAAAAGAAAGCGGCAGCUUACGAAGUCCUUAUAAACAAGUGUCGAGAAGUCGAGCCGGACUGCGAUAAAGACACGGUUGUGAAAAAAAUCAAUUCGUUGCGAACUUGCUAUCGGAAGGAAUUUAAAAAAGUUCAAAGGUCUUUGAAAGCCGGCGCGACCGGAGAGGAAGUGUACAAACCCAAACUGUGGUAUUUCGACUUGCUUUCGUUCAUUAAUGAAGACUCGCUUUUAAGCAGCGAUUCGUAUUUUUACCUCGACGAGGAUGUCACUAACGACUUUUUUGGAGGACAAUGCGAUCCGCUUACUUCUCAAAGCGAAUCAUUGAGUGAGUCUGGGAGAAGUUCGCCGGCAAUGUUCACUCCGUCCAAUACAUCCGCUCAGAAGAAACGGAAAAGGGAUGAACCGGCCGAGUCUUUCACGGAGAGACUCGAUGAGGACGAGUUUGAUUUGUUGGGGAAGAUUUACGCCAACAAACUGCGGAAAUUGGAGAAGACUCAACGGAUUUACGCCGAAAAGAUAAUUAACGAUACUUUAUUUGAAGCAGAAUUGGGUAAUUUGAAUAGACAGUGCUUUUUAGUUACCGGUGAUUCGCGGAGAUUUCGUUCACACACUAACACGGAAAUUGAUCUCAAAUCGGAAUGCCCGGACUCUGACCCGGCCGACACUUGUUUUGUUGAUUGUGUGACUACUGGAAUUCAACAGUUGAACCGCUAAUUUGGAGCAGUUAGCGUUACAGAAAGAUGUGAAGACUUGAUAGUGGUUUUGAUAUUUUUCAAGGAACUGAUUGAAAAUACCUGAUCAUUAUCACAAGAUACAUUUCAGUUUUUCAUUCGGUUCGUUAUAAUCCAUCUUCUCCAGAGGUUCUACACGUUUUUGCUGCAAUGUCAUACACGUGUAGUGUUACAAGUACAAUUUACUUUUUUCUACAUGUAUGUUUUGAAGAAUUGUAUUUCUGUCAGGAUAAUACAAAUGAAUAAAGACUGUUU
Molecule: messenger RNA, 1828 nt
Organism: Tribolium madens (black flour beetle)
Lineage: Eukaryota; Metazoa; Arthropoda; Insecta; Coleoptera; Tenebrionidae
Exons: 2
Coding region: 735-1556 (273 amino acids)
Source: RefSeq, a predicted model, not a curated record